CCUUGGCCCUCCUCUUCACUUGGUUGUCUAACAGGCGGAGAGAGGACGAGCAUGGCUAAUAAAGAUCCCGGGGGUUUUCUGCAGCAGCUGCGGCAGAUAGCAGGCAGGAUGUCAUCAGGACCUCGGGGUGCAGGACUCGGUGUCAAACUGCUGAUUGGUGCCGGAGCUCUGGCUUAUGGAGUGAAGGAAGCCACGUACACAGUUGAAGGAGGACAGAGAGCGAUCAUCUUCAACAGGAUCGGAGGGAUGCAGAUGGACACGGUGCUCGCAGAGGGACUCCACUUCAGGAUACCCUGGUUCCAGUAUCCCAUCAUCUACGACAUCCGAGCCCGACCCAGAAAGAUCUCCUCGCUCACCGGGAGCAAAGACCUUCAGAUGGUGAACCUCACGCUGCGAGUUCUGUCCCGGCCGCUGGCGUCCAACCUGCCCGUCCUCUACCAGCAACUGGGACAGGACUACGACGAGCGCGUGCUGCCCUCCAUCGUCAACGAGGUGCUGAAGAGCGUGGUGGCCAAAUUCAACGCCUCACAGCUCAUCACACAGAGAGCGCAGGUGUCCAUGCUGAUCCGCAGGGAGCUGUUUGAUCGGGCCAAAGACUUCAACAUCAUCCUGGACGACGUGGCCAUCACCGAGCUCAGCUUCAGCCGGGAGUACACGGCCGCCGUGGAGUCCAAGCAAGUCGCCCAGCAGGAGGCGCAGCGAGCUCAGUUUUAUGUGGAGAAGGCCAAACAGGACCAGAGACAGAAGAUCAUCCAGGCGGAGGGAGAAGCUCAAGCCGCCAAGAUGCUGGGCGAGGCUGUGACGAAGAACCCGGGCUACCUGAAACUGAGGAAGAUCCGGGCGGCGCAGAACAUCGCUAAGACGGUGGCGCAGUCCCAAAACAGAGUGUACCUGAACGCUGACAGCCUGGUGCUCAACCUGCAGGACAGCGACAAGUUCAAUUUCAGUCGCUGAUGAAGUCAGGACGUCGUCUCCUGGUCGGCGGUUUGUCGUCAUUCCUUCACUUCCUCUCCUCCAGCAACAAACUCCCUCCGGUCAUCUCGCAGCGCUUCUCGCAGGUUAAUCGACUCCACAUCAGGUUUUCAGUCUGAUCCAGGUUUAUCUGUGAACCACUUCCUGUACGGGGGGAGGGGGAGGGGGAGGGGCCACAACAGUUGACUGUAACCCGUGGAUUCUUAUGUCAUCCAGCUGCUGGGUGAUUUUAUUUUGAAAGGUUCCUGUGGUGUUGGUAAAAGACUCAUCCUCCAGUUUGUUUUCGCCUUCUUGUUUUUGCUUUUUCAGAAUCAGAAAAACUUGAUUAAUGAAUAAGAAGCUGGUUUCAUCCAGCACUCGAGUCGUGGUUCUGACGCUUCCUGCGGCGCCGCGUUCACCCGUUUCUGUACAGAAAGAUUUUCAAUGUGGAUGAACGCGUCUUCGUCAGUCCUCAGAUCGUCCCUUUAACGAGUAGGAAUUCAUUACAUAAAACACAUUUACAUUCACAGGACUGAUUUAAAGCGCCAGUGUCAUGACUUUAAACCAACACCAGAGGAAUCUUCAUUAAAGGUCAGUUCUCCAAAAUCACAAAGACGAGCUUCAACGUUACUGGUUGUGAUUUUUAUGAGAGAAAAAGUGAUAACAAUGAGAAUAAACUCCUGCAGUCACGAGAAUAAAAACAUUAUAUCUUUAUCCUUCAAAUAAAAUGACUUGAUGUUUUUCCCUCUAACACCAGAGCGUCGUCUGUCCACGCAGACAACGAUACAGUAGAAGAAGAAUCGUGAGGCUUCAGCUGCUGUUUUUAUUUUCUAGUUUAAUCCACUGAUUUAUUCUGUUUGUUCAUUUAAUAGUUUGAUUAUAAAAUGUCAGGAAACAGUUUACAGAGACUUCACAUGUCCGUUUGUCCAAGUAGCAAAUAUUCAUGUUGUCGAAGCUUUUUCUUUCCGUUGCAUUAAAAUCAUUGAUUAUAAUGAUUGUUAGAUAUAUUUUCUGUUUUUGAUUGAAUAAUGAAUUGAUAAGUUGCUCAGCUGUAAUAAAAUCAGUGUGCGUGGACAGACGGCGCUGCUGUAAAGGA
Molecule: messenger RNA, 2047 nt
Organism: Seriola dumerili (greater amberjack)
Lineage: Eukaryota; Metazoa; Chordata; Actinopteri; Carangiformes; Carangidae
Product: prohibitin-2-like
Exons: 10
Coding region: 52-954 (300 amino acids)
Biological process (GO): mitochondrion organization
Cellular component (GO): membrane; mitochondrion
Source: RefSeq, a predicted model, not a curated record